Molecule: messenger RNA, 3580 nt
Organism: Eurytemora carolleeae
Lineage: Eukaryota; Metazoa; Arthropoda; Copepoda; Calanoida; Temoridae
Product: photoreceptor-specific nuclear receptor
Exons: 14
Coding region: 1669-3147 (492 amino acids)
Biological process (GO): cell differentiation; anatomical structure development; positive regulation of transcription by RNA polymerase II
Molecular function (GO): RNA polymerase II cis-regulatory region sequence-specific DNA binding; zinc ion binding; nuclear receptor activity
Source: RefSeq, a predicted model, not a curated record
AACCCUGUAUAUGUACAUAGUACAAUUACAUACUGCAUACAUGUAUUGAUAAAUGUAGUUUAUAAGAUUUUUCUGAAAACUAUUCUUGAAAGAGGGGAUUAGUUUAGAAAAUACAGUUUGUCUGAAGGAGAAAAGAUUAUUCUAGGUUCUGAAGGAUUUUAGUCAAAUUUUCCGAUUAAUUUGUUUCUAAAGAGUUUGCACACUCAGUUCUUAUUCCAAUUCCCUUAAUCCUCAGCUUAAAUAUAUUCAAACAACCUCACAUACCGGAGUUCGGAGGUUCAAAUCCAGGUUACAGGGCGGAGCUCCUCUCAACAACCAAUCAGAGCUCACAUUCCCACGCUCCGACCAAUCACGGAACAGAGUCGGGUCCUCGAGACCAAUCCGAGGAGAGAUGGUGAGUCGAGAGGCCAAUGAGAGGAUGUCAAGUUAGGAGUCAGAUCUGCAACCACAAACCAACGCCAUCAGGGGAGAAAACUUAAAAUUUGUUUUACCUGUUUUUAAAAUUAUUUUAUUUUUAACGGUUGACAGGAAAUUUCAUUUUUGUAUUAAUCUUGAUUUAUAUUAGACUAAAUAAAUACUUCCCCCCCCCCUCCUUUACGAGAAUGUUAUAUUACGCCCCUGUUUGACGUUUGUGGGAGGGUCUGCCUGGUGAACAGUAGAAGUAGAAACCAGAGAGCAUUAGACCUCACCCCCACUUCAUAUCUAACCCCUGAUCCGUGGAGAUAUAUCAGGAACCAGGAGAUGUAACAAGAACCAAGGGAUAUAUCAGGAACCAGGAGAUAAAUCAGGAACCAGGGGAUAUAUCAGGAACCAGGGGAUAUAUCAGAAACCAGGAGAUAUAUUAGGAACCAGGAGAUAUAGAAGGAACCAAAAGAUAUAUCAGGAACCAGGAGAUAAAUCAGGAACCAGAAGAUAGUUCAGGAACCAGAAGAUAGUUCAGGAACCAGAAGAUAGUUCAGGAACUAAGAGGUAUAUUAAAUACCAGGAGAUAUAUCGCAGGAACCAAUGGGAUAUAUCCGAAACCAGUAGAUAUGUAAAGAACCAGGAGAUUUAUCAGGAACCAGGAGAUAUAUAUAUCAGGAACUAGGAGAUCAGAAACCAGGAUACCAAACAGGAACCAGAAGAUAUACCCGAAUCACGAGAUAUAUCAGGAACCAGGAGAUAUAUCAGGAACCAGGAGAUAUAUCAGGAACCAGGAAAUAUAUCAGGAACCAAGAGAUAUAACCAGGAGAUAUAUCAGGAACCAGAGAUAUAUCAGGAACCAGGAAUUAUAUCAGGAACCAGGAGAUAUAUCAGGAACCAGGAGAUAUAUCAGGAACCAAGAGAUAUAGCCAGGAUAUAUAUCAGGAACCAGGAAUUAUAUCAGGAACCAGGAGAUAUAUCAGGAACCAGGAGAUAUAGCCAGGAGAUAUAUCAGGAACUAGGGAUAUAUCAAGAACCAGGAAUUAUAUCAGGAACCAGAAAGAAGAAUUUUUAGAAUCUGGAAUAUAUCUAGUGAUAUCCAGGUAUAUAUCUAGUGAUAUCCAGGUAUAAAAGAACUGUUAUCAAAGUAUUUCCCUGAACUGAAAACCUGAAAACCUGUAAUAAAAGUAGAGAACUGCUUGAUUAAGAAGAUUAUUGUGAAAUGCUGGAGAUAACAAAGAGCAAUUAAUAAAAGGAAAAUAUAAAAUGGAAGAAUAUUCUUCGGCAUCAUCUUCAAUUGAUGUAUUUGGUAGAGGGUUGAGAUCAGAUAUGCUUGAGGGGGGCGGAGCAGGUUCCGGUGGAGGGAUGGGCGGGCAUCCUAUCAGUGUAUUUAGCCACGCCUCAUCUCUUCCAGUUAGUGCUUUUAACAACUCCCUCUCUCCAGCUUUCAACCACCCCCACUCCACCUCCUUGAACCACGCCCACCCAAACUCUUUUAGUCACGCCCACUCUAGGCUGGACAGGCUUCAGCUUGGCUUCUCCUCUCCAGCAUUAAAGGGUUCAGGACUGAUGUGCGUGGUUUGUGGAGAUACAAGUUCUGGAAAACACUAUGGGAUACUGGCCUGUAAUGGAUGCUCAGGAUUCUUUAAAAGAUCUGUACGAAGACGGCUAAUAUACAGAUGUCAGGCCGGAAAUGGAGCUUGCAUGAUUGACAAAGCACAUCGUAACCAAUGUCAAGCUUGUAGGCUGAAGAAAUGUCUUCAAAUGGGCAUGAACAAAGAUGCUGUUCAAAACGAGCGGCAACCUAGAAAUACUGCGACUAUUCGCCCUGAAUCAUUGAAGGAUAUGGACGCAGAGACGAUGUUAAGAGAAGCAAGUGUUGCAGUUGGAGCAUUUGGGAGACCAUCCUUGCCGCUGCUCGGGUUCCGUGGAGCCGGAGCACCCAUGUUUGCGCCAAUGCCGCUGAAUUUCUCCGGAGCACGCGGCCUGCCCGCCCUACUUGACAGAUCGCAGGAUUUGGCGCCAAAUCCUGAUGGGAAUAUCUCAGUGUUUAAGCAGCAAGAAGAUUCUGAAACAAGUUCUUCUUCUCCUCCUAUAAACUGUUCCGACAUAGACACAUCUUCUCUUCAGGGAGCUCCUGAGACAGUUUAUGAAACUGCUGCAAGGUUACUUUUCAUGGCUGUUAGAUGGACCAAGAACCUAGCUUCCUUUGCUUCCCUACCUUUUAGAGAUCAGGUUCUGCUCCUGGAGGAUAGCUGGUGUGAACUAUUCCUACUCUGCUCUAUUCAAUGGUGUCUCCCCCUACCUUCACCUUCUCUCUUCUCCUCGGACCAACUACCAUCUCUUCCUCACAAUCUAGAGGGGUCAUUAAACACACUAAACAAUCUACUUUUCAGGUAUCGUCAGCUAAAUAUUGAUCCUGCUGAGUUCGCUUGUUUAAAGGCGAUAAUACUUUUUAAACCAGAGGUUUGUGGUUUGAAGGAUAGUGUAGAGGUUGAGAAUCUCCAGGAUCAAAGUUUAUCAAUGCUUCAACAUCACAUCAACUCAGGAGGAGUAGCUGGUAUGGCCGGUGGUCUUCAUCAUCUGCAACCACAACCAAGACAGGGCACACGAUUUCCCCGGCUUCUACUUGCGCUUUCAGCUUUACAGAAGAUUCCCUCGGUUGACGUAGAACGAAUUUAUUUCGAGAAAACUAUUGGGAGUACACCAAUGGAGAAACUUUUAUGUGACAUGUUUAAAAAUUAAACUUUACUGCAUUUAAAAAAAAAUGAAUUCCAUGUUCAAGAAUUGUGCUAUUUAACUCAAAAGGAUGAUAUGUCUUAAAUUUAAGUAAAAUGUUUUCAACUUUUUAAAUCAAAAUUAUGUUCAAAAUUCUGUAUCUUACUCGUCAAUUUUUCAAUACCUUAAUAGAAAAAUUAAUAUUAGGGUAUACUGAUCCUGAAAAAAAACAGAAUAGCGCCAAAAAGAACUGCGGGAGAAUCGAACGGGCAUACGCAUGACGCUUUACAGCUCAAUGAUCACCUAACGGAGAAGUUUUUUUUAAAUUUCUCGCCGCGCUACAGAUUAUAGAUUUUAAAUAACAAAGGAAGUUACUUGCCUCUGAUCCAGAUUUUCUAAUCCAUAUAUCUUUUCAACCUGAUGGUGUAAACCUUUCAUAUUUCAAAUUUUUACUUUGUUA